Molecule: messenger RNA, 1737 nt
Organism: Paramacrobiotus metropolitanus
Lineage: Eukaryota; Metazoa; Tardigrada; Eutardigrada; Parachela; Macrobiotidae
Product: cleavage stimulation factor subunit 1-like
Exons: 3
Coding region: 271-1554 (427 amino acids)
Biological process (GO): mRNA 3'-end processing
Cellular component (GO): mRNA cleavage stimulating factor complex
Molecular function (GO): RNA binding; protein binding
Source: RefSeq, a predicted model, not a curated record
UGUAAAUUUGUGUCUUUCUAAGUCUGUUUAUUUGGUUUUAUCACUGUUUAGUGUUUUACUUUUGUACAAAGAAAAGAAGUUUUCGACUGGAAAACUGUAAAGCAUACACUGCUUUUACACUGUGCGUUCAUAAAAGUAGUAACAUCGCGUUGGCAGUGUUGCAGCGAUAUGAAAACGCUGAGACCGCGUGGCAUCGCAUCAUUCGCAUGUUGAUCUCUUCAUCAUCGUUGCCAUCCUCACUAACCAAUAUUCCCCGCUGCCGCCGUCGCCAUGAACAUGGAGCCGCCUAACCACCACAUGGAAUUCCAAUCGCACCAGGUGCGCGAGCGCAUGUACCGUCUGAUGAUCAGCCAGCUGUUCCAGGACGGUUAUUCUGCCGUGGGGGUGCAGGUGGCCAACGCGCUCAACCUCAUGGAUCCCCCCUGUCCCCCGUCCGACGAGCUCUUCCACCUCGUCUACCACCAGACCCCCCGCAAAACGCCGGCCACUGACCCGGCCGCCAAGACGCUGGAUCUCAAUGUGGACUCCUCGGUCGAGAUCAGCUCGCCGCCGUUGACGGUGUACGAGUUCGCCGUGACGACCAGCCACCGGGGUCCCAUCCACGCCGCGGCCUUCAGCUCCACGGGGAAACUGGUGGCCACCGGCAGUCAAGAUGGGUUUAUUAAGAUUUACGAUGUGGAGAAGAUUAUCCAGCGGGGACUGGAUUUUCAGCGCUUGCCGCCCGAUCAGAUCGAACAGAGCGUGAUAUACCGCAUCAUCCAAGACCACCAGGACAGCGUGGCCUCCGUGUGUUUCCAUCCGGAUCCCGACCGGCAGCUGCUGCUCUCCGGCAGCCACGACUUCACGGCGCGCCUCUUCUCCUUUGAGAAAUCCGGCUACAAGCGGGCCUUGAGGAUAUUCCACGAGGCGGAGAAGAUUCGGGAGGUGUUGUUCCAUCCCUCGGGCAGUUAUGCCCUCUUCGGGACGAUGCAUCCCACGCUGCGGCUGUAUGAUAUCGAGACGGGACGAUCCUUUGUCUCCUCCAAUCCACUCGAUCAGCACACCAAAGCCAUCACCAGUUUAUCAUAUGCGCGAGACGGAUCGAUAUACUGUUCCGGUUCGAAAGACGGCGCCAUCAAGUUAUGGGACGGUGUGAGUAACCGCUGCAUGCAGACGAUCCCGGCCGCGCACGAUAACCAGGAGAUCAACUCGGUCUCCAUCUCCAAGAACGGCAAGUACAUCCUUUCCUACGGGAAAGACGAGAACGUCAAACUGUGGGAAGUGGCCGCCGUCCGGCCGCUCAUGUACUACACCGGCCUGGGCGGGCCGCCGGGCACCCCGCCCCCACCCCGCUCGCAGGCGCAGUUCAACCACGAAGAGGACCAAGUGAUCUGUCCCAGUGGCUUCUCCGGCCAGUUGAUGGUGUGGAACAGUCGCAACGCGGCCAAACUGGCCAGUAUUCCCAUGGCGCAUAACGGCGCCGUCAAGCGCUUCUGUCAUUCCACCACGGAGCCGGCGUAUCUGACCGCGGGCGAGGAUGGACGCAUGCGGUUCUAUGCGAAGAUACGGGCGUAAUACGCCGGAGUUUAUGUCAUGUUAGAGAUUUUCUCCUGUUUAUGUUGCGCAUUCUUUGGAUCGGGUAUGAAGUACGCAAUAUUUAAUAUUCUAUUUGUAAGUAUUAUAACACGUCAGAUUUGUAUUAUCUCUGUUAUGAACUUGCGAGAAUAACGUUAUUCAAGGGAUGGUAACGAAAUAAAA